UCCAGUCUCCAGUCGCGACUGAUAAGCAUUGCGGAGCGGUUGUGUUGGUUGGGCUCGUACUAUUGACAUAUCCCCGCGUAAAGCGUACAAUCCGUCGCGAAUGUGGUAAUUAGAUCUAACGUGAUUAAAAAGUUACCUUAGAUUGUUUUGUGUGUAACGCAUAAGUGGAUUUGUUGUGUAUUGUUAUUUAUCUCACAUUUGUAUGUGUGUGUGAAACGAGUUUUAUAUUUUUUUUUCUGUGCGCCCCACUUGGAUUUUUCUUCACCUCUGCUCUUGUGAUGGCGUAGCGUAAUGGAGGGCGAGUGCACGGAGGAGGGCUGGCUGCUGGUGCGCGUGCACGUGCCCGAGCUGAACGUGCAGAAGAGCCUGCAGUUCUCGCGCGACCAGCUCGUGUGGGACGUCAAGCAGCAGUGCCUCGCCGCCUUGCCGAAGGUGGCCGCUUGGUAUCGGGACUUGAAAGAGAGCUUCAACUAUGGCCUGUUCUGCCCCCCAGUCAACGGCAAGGCCGGCAAGUUCCUCGACGAAGAGCGGCGCCUCGGGGACUAUCCCUUCAACGGACCCAUCGGACACCUCGAGUUGAAAUACAAACGGCGGGUGUACAAGAUGCUGAAGCUAGACGACAAGACGAUGAAGGUGCUGCACUCGCGAGGAAACUUGCGGAGAUUCAUGGAACACGUGACGCACGGACAGAUCGACAAGAUCACCAAGGCGUGCGCCAAGGGACUCGACCCCAACUUCCACUGUCAAGACACUGGCGAAACACCUCUAACAGUCGCAGCUGGUCUAAAAUCUCCCUCCAAAAUUCUAAUAGCCCUUGUGAACGGCGGAGCACUCCUCGACUAUCGGACUAAAGACGGCACUACGGCGAUACACCGAGCGGUCGAAAAGAACUCCUUAGAAGCGGUCAAAACUCUAUUGGAACUUGGCGCGUCACCAAAUUACAAAGACAGCAAAGGAUUAACGCCCUUAUAUCUGUCAGUUACGAACAAAACGGACCCAUUGUUGUGUGAAACGUUGCUGCACGACCACGCGACGAUUGGCGCUACUGAUUUGCAGGGAUGGCAGGAAGUACACCAGGCGUGUCGCAACGGCCUGGUACAGCACCUGGACCACCUGCUGUUCUACGGCGCCGACAUGAACGGGCGCAACGCGUCGGGCAACACGCCGCUGCACGUGUGCGCCGUCAACGCGCAGGACUCGUGCGCGCGCCAGCUGCUCUUCCGGGGCUGCGACAAGGAGUCGCUCAACUUCGCCAACCAGACGCCCUACCAGGUUGCUGUAAUAGCUGGGAAUUUAGAAUUGGCAGAAGUGAUAAAGAAUUACAAAUCGGAAGAAGUCGUGCCGUUCCGCGGGCCGCCGCGUUACAACCCGAAGAGACGCUCGGCCGCUUGGGGAGGCUGGUGGAACGCUGGAGACCGAUCCUCCCUUGCCUCCUCGACGAGGAUCCCAGCUGAACUGGACGCCAUAUUGCGAAGGCCUCAAGGAUCAACCAACUCGCCCUGCAGCCUCGAAAGACCUUUCUCAUCAGCAUCCUCAAGUAUCAGCGACGCUUCCCACCCCAGCCACGAAGACGACGCGAGCAUCCUAACAGAUAAGAGCGCGGGCGACACUAGCGACAUCAUCUCCGACUCGUCGGGCGUGGGCACCAGCAACUCCGACACCACCACGUGCUCGCUGCAGACGGCGGCUACCGUGGUGUGCCUCACGCCGUACGAGCCGCUGCCCGCCGCCGCCGCGCACGGCCACCUCAGGCUCAACCAGGGGGACAUCAUCGAAGUAACGGGAGCGACGGACGACGGGUUCCUCGAGGGUUCGGUGCGAGGCAGCGGCGCCAGCGGGCUGUUCCCCACGCACUGCGUGCAGGAGGUGCGGCUGCGGCAGAACGCACAUCUGCACCAGGUGCUAUCAUCAGGACCCAUCCAUCAUUCGCGUGUGACUGGCAGGCGAGAAAUGGCGCUAAGUAAAACUUACAGCGCGACAGCUCCCCGGAUAAAGAAAUCAUAUGGAAACAUGGAAACUCGAACAGUAGUCCUACAUCGUGCGCGACGAGGCUUCGGCUUCGUGCUCCGCGGAGCCAAAGCGUCGUCACCGCUGAUGGAGCUGCGGCCUUCGGAGCGCUGUCCCGCGCUGCAGUACCUGGACGAUGUCGAUGCGGGGGGCGUUGCUGACCGCGCGGGACUGAAGAAAGGAGACUUCCUUAUAGCAAUCAACGGCGAGGACGUGUCGGCCGCGUCGCACGAGCACGUCGUGGAGCUCAUCCGCAGCUCCGGCGCGCUCGUCUCCAUGACCGUCGUCUCGCUGAAUAGCCACAUUAGCACAGAAAACAAUACGUGUACAGUGCCGACGAGUAAAUCCCAAAAUCAACUGUCAAGUUCAGGGCGACCGUACGCCGCGACGUUGCCUAGAAAAGCAGCCGGUGGCCGCAGCCCCGCGCCCGCGCCGCCGCGCCGCGACCCGCGCACCACCCUCAGCGUGGGCCGCGCACGGGCCAAGUCCAUGGUAGCUGGGCUAGAAAAUGGCGGUGAAAAGGAAGAAAGUUGUGAGCCUUUAAGUGUGGCUGGAAAGUCGUCAUCCGCUGAGUCGGUGCAGCUGCAUGGCGGCAGCAAUAGCGGCACGCCGCUGUCGGGCACGCCGGUGGCGCCGCGCACGGCGUCCAUCCGCGCGCGGCCGGUGUCGGGCCGCAUCACCGCCGCCGAGCUGGAGGAGCUGUUCCAGCGGCAGGCCGACGCCGACAACACGAAUAGUAGUGGCGCCAUGAUGACGCGAUCAGCUUUCCAGAGUGGCACCGGUCCCUCCCCGCCGUGCUCGCCUGCCAGACCUCCGGGAAAAGUGUACGCGUCAGUGGCUGAGAUGAAACGGAAUAGGGGGAAAUUCUGGAGCAAGUCUUCGGGCUCCCUGCGGCGGGACUUCCACUCGACGCCCGACCUGGCGGCCGAGCUGGCGGCGCACCCGCCGAGGACGCGCUCCAGUGAGGACGUGCACGGGUCACAACGCGGUCCGCCGCCCGCCGAAGCGCCGCCGCCGCCGCCCGACGCGCCCGCUUCGUCGUUCCGGCCCGCAGCCACCGCCAAGCUGUACGCGUCGCCACGAGACCUCGCCGCUGUUGCGUACCGGCCCGCCAAUAGCAACGAACACACCUUGCGCAAGGCGGGUCCGCUGCGCUCGUGGUCGGGUCCGGCGCGCGCGCACUCCGCCGACGACGCGUCGCACCAGUACGCGCAGCCCAUCAACCUGCACAAAGGAUUUGUGCGACAGAACUCGACCCCAGCGCCGCCCAUCCCCGAGCCCGACUACAGCAUGUCGGAGUCUGACGACGACACGGCGCCCAAGCCCGUGUGCGAGCCGGUGCCCGUCGCGGAGACCAGCGCCAACAGCAACACCAGCGGGAGCAGCACCGGGUCGAGUUCCAUGCAACAUUCGUUCUCCGUCGACGAGAUCCAAAAGAUCCGAACGCGUCUGAAGUCGUCCAAAUCGUGCGGGGACGAGCUGGGCGGCGUCGAGCGGGACGACGGGGACAACUCGUCGUCCGGUGUCUCGUCCGACCAGGAAGCGCAAGCGAGGCCGCCCAGGCGAGACAAGGUCUCCUUCUGCGCUUCGGUCACAGUGAAAUCUUCCAACGACGUCAUCAGUACGGAGCCGGUGCACAGCUCGUCGGAAAGUUUAGCGACGCCCCCUCCGCCGAUGCAACGACACAACUCCCUCACACGGAAAAGGGCUACGGCUGCGCUUUUGCGGGGAAGCGUAGGGAGCGCCCGGGGGAGGUCGGCGGCGGAGAGACUAGGCGUGGACAUCGACAAGGCGCCCGGGAGACGAGGUCGAGCGGCGGUGUCGCUCGUCGAGCUUCCUCCUCCCCCCGAAGAGCCCGCUCCUUUGCCCGGCGCGGAGGGGUCUGCGCCCGUGUUAGCCCCACCUCCACAAUUUAGCGACCGCGUGCGAGUUGUUGCCGCUCUGCCCAAAUUAGCCCACCUGCAAUGAGCAACCUCGCACGAAAGUCUUCAAUAGUUCUGACAUACGAAAAUUACAAGUAUAUUAUUUAUUCAUGUGAUGAUACGAUGGCCAUAAAAAGCCAUGAGUCGUCAUUAAAGUUGGAAUCUACACGACUUAUUCGUUGAAGGCAAACAGCAUAGCAAUUUGCCAUGAUUAUGUAAAGUGCAUUCUCGAAAAUACUAUGUCUCGGUGCAAGCAAAUCAAGAAGUUCAAAUGUCCAUGACCAUUGCGUACUAAUUUUUGUUCUGGUCGAAGUACUCUCGAUAUUAGGAGUGAUGCGACUGUAUCUAUUGCAUUUUGUCGAGUGUGAAAUAUUGUGUAGUGCUUUCAAAAUGAAUGUAAAUGAACUCACUAAUUUAAUGUCAUCACAUUGUAGAGUUAAGACUAAAGUGUGACUGGUUUGUAUGAAGUGACAUAGACGAAAUAGGAUAUUGAUAAUCAUAAUUGUGUAUAUUAUAUAUUCCGGAUAAAAAAUUAGUAUGAAAUGAUGAUUCUGCAUGACAUUGAUCGGGUUGUACACCUUAAGAAAGUGUCCGCGCGUAUAAGAACUGUAGAAACGAUUUAAAGCACUUGAUCACAAAACGCUGUAGAUGAUGAUGACGGAAAGAUAAGGAAAAUCGAUUUAUAGCUACAUCGAAAACUUUUACUAUGCAUAAGCACUCCUGGCACCCAAUUUCAAUAUCAAUAAAUUUUAGGGUGUCCAAUAGCAAAUAUGUAGUUGAGAUGUUAAGUAUAAAAAGAACACAUUCGAGAUCGAAGAUGCUAAAAAUAUGCACCUUUAAACACCAUUGGACCAGGAGAGCAUGUGUGUAGUUUUAAAAUAAUAUCUACAAGCUCGCAACAAUCGCACGCAAUGUUGCUAUAGAUUUAUGGAUUGACCUUGCCCGCAAAUCUACUAAAGGGGAGAGUAGAGGUAAGGAGAGCCACCUCGGAUGAGAAUGUACAGUAUAGUAAUUUUCCGCUUGUAAAUAAGUACGAGGAGUCUUAACAACCAAUCAGAAUGUCGCUAGUGUCAUACAGUUUAGGAUAUAUAACAUUAAUGUUAUUAGGAGACCCGCCUUAGAGGAUACAGUUCGACAUUUUGGAUCGUUGAUACUCGCCACCCUCCGAAAUGCACUCCAAGAGUUUAAAGGACAUAAAAUCAAUUGUUGAGAGAGUGAAGUAUGUUGGGUUAGUUAAUUAUUGAAUUAUUGAACAUUAAAGCUGAGAUAAUAUUUACACUUCAGAAUCAGAAUCGGAAUUAUUUAUUUGGCAAGGAACAUAACAUUUUAUGUUCUUACGUAUUAUGCAACAAUGUCUCACUGAGAGGUGGUUCUCCUUAUCUCUUUAUUAGAAACUUUAGUCCCUAUAGUCUAGGCUUUAUGUUUAUCGGCCUCAUAUGGUUUUUAACAAGUUUGCAGGAUUUAGGAUCUCCAAGCAUAUAAGAAACUUAACUCAUAGGAGUGAAAAUUGUGCUAUCGAGGCGAUUGCGACUAAAUCUAGCAUAGUUACGUAUAAAUCUUAGAGCGAGUAAAUAUUUGCAUACGGGAAGAUUGCAAAGAAGUUGUAUGUCGCUAUCAACGUUCGUUUUUACCAUCAAACUAAAUCUAGAUUUCUGUUACGAACAUAAACAUAAAUGCAAACAGACAGACGACGUGUUUGGCACACUGAAAAAUAUACGAGAAAUGUAAAAAACUUAACCUAACCUACCAAAAAUAGUCUAGGUUAUUUAGCACAGUUGCUUGUUUCAUACAAUAUUUCAUACAUUUCAAUAUUUUCAGGUAAGGCUAAUACUCUAAUACUACAUAUAUUGUUUUAUAUUUCUGUCUGUCGUUUACAUAUAUCGAACUAUGAUAGAAUCUGUAAAAGAAAAACCUAUUUUUACGUCAAUGACAAUUUUUACGAAAUGAAAUUUCGUAAAGUUUUGCUUGUUCAAGUCACUUUUUAUGGAAUUCUGAAUGUAAAUUACAUUUAGAAUCGAAUUCGAUAUAGUGUACCUUAAGUAAGCUAGUUCAGUUUCAUAAAUCAAAUCGCUUGAUUGGUAGUCUUCUACCUAAAAUCUAAUGAAGAAUGUGCACGCCGCCCAUUCGCUAUUCGCUACUCUUUGUUAUUUGAAUUCUAAAACGUUGAUGGCGACUGAUCUUGAAAUGUGCGUGCUUUUGCGUGAAUUGUGAGACUGUUCAUAUACAGAAAAGGACAAGUGUAGUAGCAGCACAUCUUUACAGCGUGCGAUUAUCAGAAACGCUAUUCUGUAACGAUGUUUUAACUCGACAGUGAGUUUUCUAAUUCGUAGGUAUCUCUUUGUGUAUUGUAUCGUGUUCUACUGAGAGGAGUAGAGUAGACGAGACAAUGUCGAAUUAAAAACAUCAUUUCUAAACGCUACAGUAUGCGGUUCAUGUACAGCAGAAUUGCAAUACGCAGCGACCCGGCUCGCCCCAUGCGCGUAACUUUAGCGCGAAUAAAAACACUUUUAUAAAUCAAAUGACUUAAAUGAAACCAAAGAUUUAUAGUAUUUAUUGUUGAGGAGUUAACAUUGAAUAUAGUUGAAGCUAAUUUUUAUACAUUCCCUUAUUAACUAUAGUAGUAUUAUUAUUAUAUUAUUAAUAUACAAUAUGUAUGUACUCUGAAUUUUAACGAUUGAACAUAGGAAAUGGUUACUGUUAAACAAAUGUUGGGUUUUCGCUGCAUUUAAAGACAAUAAAACAAUCAGAAAGCCAUGGCCUUGAAUAGUAAUCUAUUGAAGUUAAUAACUACUUGAAUCUUUUCCACAAUGCCUAUUACUUUCUCAAAAAGCGUCAACAUCAAGUUAUUUCGCAAGGCAUAAAAACUCAGCAUUUAUUUUCCAUUAACCACUUGUCAUAAAAAUGUUUUUAUUUCAUCUCCGAUGUGUCAAACUCUUUCCUGUUGUAAAAGAUAUUGUAUUUAUUUCCAAAUUCUAUUUUAUCCCUACCAUAUAAAACGCAACCAAGUGCCAUCGUGUCUAUGAUUUUAUAAUAUUUUUUUACAUAUUAUAUUAUAUGAUAUUUAUAUUUGUAAAUAGUUUUACGAGAGCUAUAAUUCGAAAAUGUUGAAAGAGUGGACUGCGUAAUUGCAUAUGUACACAAAAAUAUAUCCGGCCAGACAAACAUAACAAUCGAAAUUAAUAUAAUUAUAGUUGGUUAUAAUCGAAUUUUAAGAUAUGUUGAAACGGGGGAUAGUUAUAUAUGAUACAACUGUGCACAGUUUGCGCCGAAAGUUUAAUUACUACCAAUGCACAAGUGUAUCAAACUAUAUAUUUCGAUACAUUUCCAAGUAACUGUCAUAUUGAAUGAAUCGGCAUGAAAAACCAAUCGCUGAUCAGAAAUAUCUAAACAUUAAAAUAGGUAUGCCAAGUGAUAUAACAAUGGUAAGCAAGCAGCGUUACUAAGAAAUGUAUAGAAAAAUUAAAUUAUUAAUUUAUUCGUCCAUGAAUAUAUCUGUAAGUCCACUCUUUUGACGCGUAGAUAUCGGAAUUAAUGCAACUUGUGCAAGAUGCAAGCAGGCAACUUGAAUGUGUUCUCACUAAACAUAGUGCUCAUUCAAUGCUUUAGUGCGCCAUCCGUUCCAUUAUGAUGUAAAUUUAUAUAUUAGCUCUUGUCUGCCGUAACGUGGUUUCAUACAGUUGUCGGAGGAUAUUUGAAUUGCAUAUUUAUGGAUAAACAAAUAAUAUGCAUACUGAUAAAUAAGUAUAUAAAACACAUGCUAUUCACUAGCAUGUGUUUUAUAUAGUUAUCAAACUCUUGACAGCCACUCAUGUUUAAAUAAUUUAAACUAAACAACAUUAUUUGAAAUAAAAAAAAAAUAAAAACGCCUUUCCUAAAUCAUCUCAAGAUGGAUAUGAUAUAAAUAAUUAUAAAGUUAUUAUUUUUUCUUACACGUACCUACACGUAUUUGUGUAAAUUAUCUCCUGAUAUCAGAAUCCAGUUAAUCGAGUGCUGAAUUUUUUGUCAUUGGAUGUUCAUAACAUCCUAUUCAGCAUUUCAUGGAUCCUCAUAAUCGUUAUAUAUUUAUUUAUUUGAUGCUAAACUUAAAGCAUGUUAUAAAAUUUAUAAAGGGGGAGACCUUUCUAUGCUUUCAAUUUAAACUUAAUGCCUUUUAACCUUGGUGUAACUACUGAUGUCAAUAAACUAAUAAAGAGGAAAAUAUUAACUGUAUGGAAUCACGUUACAAAGAUGGACAUAAAUCUUACGAAUAUAUUUAACACCAAUAUUAAAGAUUUUAUACUCCAAUUAUUUGCAUCUCGGGUAGAUUUAGAAAGCAUGCUGCGAGUUUUCAUAGAUUUUCAUAAUAAUGAAAAGCUAUCUCCUUUUUCGCUAUGACAUUGAGGUCGUAUUUUGUGAUAUCAAGACACGUCUUUAAGAAACCAUCAUGCCUUGCAGAUUAAAGUUACGAUUUAUAUAUCAUAGCGAAUAAGGCUAGAGAAAUGGACGUGUUGACUCAAUUUUCUUCCUGAAAAUUCAUGAAACUGUCCUAGGUUAUGAGGUUGCUCUGUUUUUCUUCUUUCUCAUAGUCAAAAUAUCUUUAGACAUUGGGUACUAGAUAGCGGAUAGAUUCGCCCUUUUAUGUCUACAACAGACGCCUAAACACUUCUUAUAAAUCUACUUUAGAAGCGAUCGGUCUAAAAUGGGGUUUUUAUAGUAUAUUACAAGCAGUUAAGCUUUCUUAGCGUAGAGUAAAAACUGCCUAUCGGCCACUGAAAUUGCAGCCUAUAUAGCAGCUAUUGUAAUCUAGCACCUAUUUCAAAGAGCUAAAGUCCAUAUCGGCCUGGGUGUAUGCAAAUGCAACGUCGACUCGGUGGCGAUAGAAUUUAGGAAUUGCCUGUGGAUGGAAUUAUCGUUUACAAAAUAUUCUAGUUGAGUACACACAAGGAUGGAUAGAAUUUAUUCAUUUUUUAACUUCACUUUUGAUAACUCUUAUACAGUAUUUAAGAUUUAGAGAGAAUUUAGAGAUAAGACUGCCACAAUUGAAUGGUUUAAAAAAUUUUGUAACUUUCAUAGACUUAACGUGAGAAUUGACAUAGGGGUAACUUUAGAGGGCGUAGACGCUCCACCCUUGUGUGUGCUCGGGGUAAUCUUAGCCAAAUUCUAGAAAGUAAUAACUAGCUCGAGUCGAGUCUAUUAUCGGGUUGCAGUAGACCUACUUCUACGAAUAAGGAAAUAAUUAGGAAGCGUAAUUGUGGACAAACAUCACGAGAAAAUCUGUACCAACCUGCACACAUUGGCAAAAUGACUUGCGCAUUUAAACAAAAAACCUGAAGAAGAAAAUCAUUAUUUUAAUGCAGUAUUCUAAUAACCCUAACGGUGGAGUCAAACUCAUUUUAGUAUUAUGUGUUAUCAUUUUCAUGGUUACUAAUCUCAUAUCGCAAAUUUUCGAUUGAAGAUUCUAUUGUAUUUCUUUAUUCGUAGUGGUACCCAUAAUAUAUUAUUAGCACAAUCAAAUAAUUUAUAUUGAUUAUUAUUAUUGGUGUAUUAUUAUUAUUGAGUUAUACUCUUCUUGUCAUUAAUUUAAGUUGUAUAAAUGUAUUGUCUACUUAAGGCAUAGAUAGGUAGUGGUAAUUAUAUUAGAGCAAUAUGAUGAUUCUAGAAUAAACAACUGGAAAAAUCGAGGUAACAACUUGGCGUAACACGACUUUUUCUCUUCAGAACUUUUAUCCUUGACAAUUUUAUACUCCGGACUCCGGUAAUGGUUUGAACUGAGAAAUACACAAAUCUUUUCAAUAAUUUGACAUGUAAUGCUAUCCUUUUCACAAUUUUUAAAAUUGAGGAAGAUAGCACUAUUGACAAGAGAUUUGUGUUUAUCUAAAUUUAAACCACUAAGGAACAACGAUUACUAAUCCCGUGCUAAGUAACUUUAUAUUCUGGUGUUAUUUUCGUUUAUUUAUAAAUCCAGAUUUUUUAUAUCUUGUAAUACGAAUUCUGAAGUGUUUAUGAAGUGGUCCAUGCCAGGUUGUUUCCAUACGUUUUGUAUAAUAUAUAGGUACCUACAAAUUGUGUUUUUGUUUAAUUUGAAUCUCAGUAUUGGAAGUGUAACUACAACUUGGAAUAAUUUCAAAUGAAAAUUAAAUGUUUCAUCACUA
This is a messenger RNA of Bicyclus anynana (squinting bush brown), 10060 nucleotides long. It is a transcript of the gene Prosap, whose product is annotated as SH3 and multiple ankyrin repeat domains protein 3. The transcript has 24 exons. Gene Ontology annotation, cellular component: postsynaptic density; postsynaptic membrane; dendritic spine. Gene Ontology annotation, molecular function: synaptic receptor adaptor activity; ionotropic glutamate receptor binding. NCBI's taxonomy places the organism in Eukaryota, Metazoa, Arthropoda, Insecta, Lepidoptera, Nymphalidae. The record is from RefSeq and is a predicted model, not a curated record. Bases 292 to 3975 code for a protein of 1227 amino acids.